This is a messenger RNA of Lottia gigantea (owl limpet), 1455 nucleotides long. RefSeq lists its product as hypothetical. The transcript is spliced from 7 exons. The record is from RefSeq and is a predicted model, not a curated record. Gene Ontology annotation, biological process: carbohydrate metabolic process; chitin catabolic process. Gene Ontology annotation, molecular function: chitinase activity; chitin binding. Gene Ontology annotation, cellular component: extracellular region. NCBI's taxonomy places the organism in Eukaryota, Metazoa, Mollusca, Gastropoda, Lottiidae. The annotation marks the transcript as partial.
CUACACAUUUUGCCUUUACUUACAGGAACGAAGACAUUCUGCUACUACAGUACGGAUUCGAUAUAUCGACAAGGGAGUAUCGCACGAUUCUUACCAAGUAAUGUCGAUAUAAAACAAUGCACUCAUCUCAUCUUCGCCUUUGUCAAUGUCCUUCCCAACUUAGAGUUAGGACCUACCCAUGACAAUGAUCUAGGACUCUACGCCCAGACUACCGGCCUCAAGCAGUUAAGACCUGGAUUGAAAGUGCUCAUGGCCGUAGGAGGAUGGACGUUUGGGUCUAAACCGUUCGUCCAGGUCGUGAAGGACACGAAUUCCAGGAGAAUCUGGGUGAGGAACGUGGUGGAGUUCCUGAGGAAGUAUAAUUUUGAUGGAAUGGAUAUGGAUUGGGAGUUCCCCGGAGUACGUGGUAGUCCACCAGAUGACAAGCAAAGGUUCUCUAGUCUCAUGAGGAUGUUACAAAGAGCUUUUUUAGAAGAAUCACUAAUGACUGGAAGAGAGAAGCUAUUGUUGACCUUAGCAACAGCAGUCGGAAGACACUACAUCGAAGCUUCUUAUGAACCAGCCGAGGUUAUCCAAUCUAUCGACUAUAUGUUACUGAUGACCUACAACUAUCAUGGGCAAUGGGAAAAUACAACGGGGCAUCAUAGCAGUCUGUAUCCAAAUAAAAUUGAUAAAGGCAAGAAGCUGGAACUCAAUCAGAUCUGGUCCAUCAACUUUUGGUUGAGUCAAGGUAUGCCGAAAGAAAGACUGAUUGUCGGACUGGGAACCUAUGGUAUGAGCUAUACCCUGAAGAACCCUUGGCAGAACGGUGUGGGAGCACCAGCUGUUAGCGGAGGUCGUCCUGGUGAAUACACUGCACAGAAAGGAGUUCUCUCAUACUUCGAGAAGAUUAAGUAUAAAGGGUGGACGUCAGUAUGGAUAGAAGAACAACAAUCACCGUACGCUUUUGGUGGUGACCAGUGGGUCGGAUAUGAUAAUCCAAGGAGCAUCACCAUUAAGGCUCGGUACAUAAGAGACAACAAUUUGGGAGGCGCCUUCGUUUGGUCGGUGGAUCUUGAUGACUUCAGUGGUAGUUGUGGAGAAGGUAUGAACCCGAUCCUGACAGCCAUCAACAAAAUCAUCAAACCAAACUUGACGCCGUUGCCAACACUGAGGUUGAAGUACACAAAACCCGAAGACGGAUCAGGCGAAAUCCCUAUAUCCGUUUUAGACAACAAACCACCAUUCCCAAAGCCUGAUCCCAAAUUUCAACCACCCAAACCUCAACCACAACCGGUCAACCAACCUGCAGCACAACGACCACCAGCACGAAGAAGUAAGUCAAUUGCUGUUUUCAAUCCCACUAUCCCACUUUAUGGGAAAUGCAACAGUAGAAAUCCCGCCAUGAGCGGAAUCUCUACUCAACUGCCUUUGCAUUUUGGCUCGAAGAAGCUGAAAUGCAUCCGAACUAUUUGA